AUGGAGAUUUCAAAAAUCACUUCACCAGAUGAUUGGGAAUAUUUUGCUAAGGGAGCUGCUAAUAUUUUGUUCAAAUAUACUGGAAAUAACGAUUAUUUGAAACGCAAAUUAUUGAGAUUACGAUUACUCAAACAAGAAGAAGAAUAUAUAUCCACAUGUGAAUUAUAUGAUUUCAUCGAAUUGAGAUGUAAAGAUUUAUUUCCCAAUCAAAUUAUUGAUAUCCAAUUAACAGUUUUGGAUUCGAAUUUUACUAAUAAGUUGAAUAGUCAAGGAAAUAAAUUGAUGUUGAAUGAAAGAUAUGGGUUAUUGUUACCUAAUAUAUUGGAUGGCGAUUAUAGAAAGAUUUCCUUACUGCACAAAUGCCAACUAUACUUCAAUGACAACCACCAAGAUAUCAAUUCCGUGAUUUUUGAAAUUAAGCCAAAAUGGUUAUACGAUAAUUACACCGAUAAUUAUUGUCGAACUUGUUCUUUAAAUCAAUUGAAAAAAGUUCCAAGACAUUUUUGUCCCUUGGAUUUAUUAUAUACUGAAACUAUUGAUCAAGGUUUGAAUGAUUUGUUUGCACCAAUCCCGCAAGAUAUAUAUGCCAAAAUUGAAAAAUUGAUCCCUUUAAAGAAAUUAACAACAAUCUAUUUCAAUAAUCCCGAUAAUGUUUUUCAAAAGUUAAAGCAAUACCAAAAAAUUAAUAAUAAAAACGAUCUAAUUAAGAACUUGACGUCUUCUAGUGAUGUGUCUCAGAACCUAUCCUUGGUGAUGACAUUAAGAGACGUUGGGUUGUUUAUCAAAAUUGAGAAAUUUGAUAAAAACAACCAUAUUCACACGUCGCACAACAACAUUAAAAAUGUUUAUCGUAUAAAUGAUAAUGAACUGAAUGGGACUAAAGAUCAAGAUCAAGAGAUUGGAACAAACGAUCAAGAAGAUAAUGAUGAAAAGUUUUUAAUCACGUGUAAUAUUUAUGAUUUGGAUUUGAAAUCGAAAAUGAAAUAUAAACAUUGGUUAAAAGUUGAAAAUGAUUUGCAAGAAAUUUACAAUAGUUCCAACCCUAAUUGGAGAUACUGUAUUAAGUAUGAUCAAAUUCAACAUUAA
This is a messenger RNA of Candida dubliniensis CD36, 1086 nucleotides long. RefSeq names its product inositol pentakisphosphate 2-kinase (gene IPK1). The record is from RefSeq and is a predicted model, not a curated record. The transcript has a single exon. NCBI's taxonomy places the organism in Eukaryota, Fungi, Ascomycota, Pichiomycetes, Serinales, Debaryomycetaceae. The coding region runs from base 1 to 1086 and encodes 361 amino acids. Gene Ontology annotation, molecular function: inositol-1,3,4,5,6-pentakisphosphate 2-kinase activity; ATP binding. Gene Ontology annotation, cellular component: nucleus. Gene Ontology annotation, biological process: inositol phosphate biosynthetic process.